GGCAAGUCGAUAAUUUCCAUCAUGGCUGACACUGCGGGGAAAUUUGCUGAGGAAAAAAUGCCUUUCAAUUUCUUCAAAAAAGUUCCGAAAAUUGAACUUCAUGCUCAUAUAAACGGAUCUAUAAGCGCCGAGACGAUCGAGAAGCUCAUCAAGAGAAAGUCUGACAAAGUAAAAGAAAACUGCUUAGUGUCUAAAUGGCAAACAACAAUUCAGAAAGGAGACAAGAGAGAUUUAGACGAGUGUUUGACCAUGUUUGGUAUUAUUUACCAGCUUGUAGAUGACACUGAUGCAGUGUUCUUGGUUACAAAAAGUGUCAUUGAAGACUUUGAACAAGAUAAUGUAAAAUAUUUAGAGCUCAGAAGUACUCCAAGGGCUAAUCCAGAAACAGGGAUGACAAAGCAGUUGUAUGUAGAUGCAGUGUUAGCAGCUAUUGAGGAGGCUAAAAAGACAGCCCCUAAUAUAAUUGUGAGGUUUAUACUUGCUAUAAAUCGCAAGCUUGGCCCAGAUGAUGCCCUGGAUACUGUGCACCUGGCGAUUCAAUACAAAGAAAAGGCCAAAGGGAUUGUAGUGGGUCUUGACUUGAGUGGUGAUCCUUCAACACAAGAUUCCAACAAUUUUGUAGCAGCACUUAAGCUUGCACGAGAAAAUGGCCUUAAGCUUGCUUUACACAUUGCAGAGGUUCCUGACUUGAAGGAAGCAAGAGUCUUGCUGAACUUAAUCCCAGAUAGAAUUGGUCAUGGAACGUGCAUCCAUCCUGAGAAUGGUGGUGCAGAAGAUCUUGUGAAUAUAGUGGAGGAACACUCUAUUCCUAUAGAACUGUGUCUAACAUCCAAUGUUAAGACCAAGACUGUUCCAUCAUACGCUGAUCAUCAUAUGAGUUACUGGUACAAUAAACAGCACCCUUGUAUUGUGUGUACUGAUGAUAAAGGUGUUUUUUCUACAACACUGUCAGAGGAGUACUCUGUGAUGGCCAGAACAUUUAACCUGACUGAAGAACAAGUCUGGAACUUGUCAUUUAUGAGCAUUGAUCAUAUAUUUGAGGGAGAAGCCUUAAAAAAUUAUCUAAAAGAACUGUGGAAAAAAGAGAAAGGAAAAGUUAUGUUUUUAGAUAAUUGAACAAAUAUACAAAAUGUGGAAUGUUCAUUUGAUCCUUACUAUUAAAUUUUGAAUCUCUUUCUUGAGGUCCACUCUUCAAUCUGAAGCUACAUUUCCAAGACAUUUCAGUCUGACUUCUGAAAUGGCUGAUAGUAACUGCAGUUGUAGACUGUUAACUCUGAGAGCAGAAAGAAAUAAAAUUAUCACCCUGGGUUUCA
Molecule: messenger RNA, 1313 nt
Organism: Orbicella faveolata
Lineage: Eukaryota; Metazoa; Cnidaria; Anthozoa; Scleractinia; Merulinidae
Product: N6-Methyl-AMP deaminase-like
Biological process (GO): inosine biosynthetic process; adenosine catabolic process
Molecular function (GO): adenosine deaminase activity
Source: RefSeq, a predicted model, not a curated record